This is a messenger RNA of Choloepus didactylus (southern two-toed sloth), 2085 nucleotides long. RefSeq names its product programmed cell death 1 (gene PDCD1). The record is from RefSeq and is a predicted model, not a curated record. NCBI's taxonomy places the organism in Eukaryota, Metazoa, Chordata, Mammalia, Pilosa, Megalonychidae. The transcript has 5 exons. Gene Ontology annotation, cellular component: membrane; external side of plasma membrane. Bases 51 to 944 code for a protein of 297 amino acids. Gene Ontology annotation, biological process: positive regulation of T cell apoptotic process; negative regulation of immune response.
GUCCCUGCCAGGACGCUUUCCUUUCCGCUGUCACUCUGCCCCAGCUCGUCAUGCGGACCCCGUGGGCGCCCUGGCCGCUCCUCUGGGCCGUGCUGCAGCUGGGCUGGCGGCCGGGGCGGCUCCUAGGCUCCCCGGAGAGGCCCCGGCCCUGGGGCCCCCUGGCGUUCUCGCCUGCCCACCUCACGGUGCCCGAGGGGGCGAACGCCACGUUCAUCUGCCGCCUGUCCAGCCUGUCCGCGUCCCUGCGGCUGAACUGGUACCGCAUCAGCCCCAGCAACCAGACGGAGAAGAUGGCCGCCUUCCCCAGUGACCUCAGCGAGCCGGCCCGCGACCCCCGCUUCCGCAUCGCGCGGCUGCCCAACGGCUCCGACUUCCACCUGAGCGUGCUGGGCGCCCGGCGCAACGACAGCGGCACCUACCUGUGCGGGGCCAUCCACCUGCCGCCCGAGACGCAGAUCACCGAGAGCCCCCGCGCCGAGCUCAGGGUGACAGAGAGAGUCCUGGAGCCGACCACGAUGCACCCCAGCCCCGGCCCAGGGCCUGCGAGCCAGCCCCAGGCCCUGGUGGUGGGCGUCUCGAGCGCCCUGGGGGGCGUCCUGCUGCUGCUGCUGCUCGCCUGGGUCAUGACCGCCACCUGCCCCAGGGGCGCACCGGGGACCGGCAGAGCCCGAAACGACGACGCGCCUCUGGAGAAGGAGGACCCCCUGGCCGUGUCUGUGUUCUCCGUGGACUAUGGGGAGCUGGACUUCCAGCAGCGAGAGAAGACCCCGGAGCCCCCAGCCCCCUGUGUCCCUGAGCAGACUGAGUACGCCACCAUCGUCUUCCCCAGCGGGCCGGCUGGGGGCCCGGGAGCCCCUCCUCCUGGACGCAGGGGCUCCACCAACGGCCCACGGGUGCCCCGGCCUCUGAGGCCUGAGGACGGACACUGCUCCUGGCCCCUCUGACAGGCUCCUCGGCCCCCCGCGUCCUCCAGACCCUCCAACAUGAGCCCAGAAAGGCCCCUCCCUGCCCUGCCCAGCCCCCCACCCCGUGCUGCUGGCACCCCUCGCUCCGGGCACGGGCUGACCCUCUCCACAGCCCCCAGCUGGGGUCUCUGUACCUGGAGACACAGGGUGCCGGGCAGAGGCUCAGUGUGGGCUCAGCAUGAGGUGAUGCCACCUGCCCCAGGAGCACAGCUGCACGGGGCCUGGGGCUCACACGUCCUGACAGAUGCCCACUGCCCUGGACACCCCAGGGGGUCUCUCGGCCAGGCGGGACCUCCCUCCUCCAUGUCCUUCCUGGCCCCCCGGGCCCUGGUGUCAGCCCCACAAACCACGGGCUCCCCCAGGCCUGCAGCAGGCAAGUGCGGUGGGCUGGCUGCAGGGGGCGGGGGCCCGAGGGGGCUGCCUCAGCCCUUAUCUGCCCCAUGGGCAGCUGAGGACACUGACACCCAGGUGACGAGGGCAAGAAGGACAAGCACAGCCCACCCACUCCCUCCUGGGUGCUACCCUUGUUCUCGGGUGCUGCUCCUGGCUGGCUGGCUGCAGACCCACCAGCCACCCCGGGACCCCUGCCUCCCACCUACCCAGCUCAGGGGCUGCCUGCCCAGGCUUCCAGAGGACCCCAAGAGCAUCCAGCUAGGCCCCACUGCUCUGGGAGAAGACCCCAGGAGAGGGAGAUCCCCAGGGUGCCCGUGGGCAGGGCAAGGGUGCAGCUGGUUUGAGCACCCCAGUCCCAGCUGUAGCCACCCUGGGAAGGGGGUGGCAGCUGGGCAGUUGCCAGGGGCCUCCACGAAACUGCAUCAGAGCUGCCCCCACGCCCACCCUCUGUCUUGGGGCCCAUUCACGGUGUUAUUUAUUUGGGGGGGUAUGGGAAUGGGGGGUCCAUGUCUGGGUGCAGGCGCCCCCUGUUCUGAGGCCGGCGACUCCCCACCCCACCUGUCCACUGCCCACACAGGGUGGCCACAGGCGAGGUGGCCGUGGGCCCCCAGGUGGCCUGGACCCGGGAGCAAGUGUCCUGUCUCGGCCGAACGUGGGGCCCUUGGGGCCUCGGAGCCCUCCCCUGUGUCUAUUAUAUUGUCAUUAAAGACGCUAAUUAAACGAUGAG